This is a messenger RNA of Closterium sp. NIES-67, 5482 nucleotides long. The record is from the annotation of a GenBank genome assembly. Lineage: Eukaryota; Viridiplantae; Streptophyta; Zygnematophyceae; Desmidiales; Closteriaceae.
UCUGUCGCGAGGUGUUGUUUGGUUGGGAUUCAGGUGGUUGGUUGGUUUGUUGGUUGUUCGUGCGUCACUUCAACCCUAGGGGCUUCCGCAAAUUCACUUGAUUGUCGCGGAUUUAGGGUUUGACCAAGUAGAGAUACGUUCAAUACGCCUGCUGUAGAGAUUUGCUGGCAGAGUGGGCAGUUUUUUCUCAUAUCCAAAUCUUGAGCGUGCAGGUUCUCCCUCUGCCAGCCUCGACGCGGAACUCCAUCCCUCGUACCCCGAGAUUUUUCUCAUUCGCAUUUAAGAUCAGGUUCACCCUCUUUAGAAACUUGCACAUGUACUGCCAAUCUCCUUAGCUUACCUUUAUAACUCACACCAAUGCAUCAGUCAGCGGCGGCCGGCAAGAGCGGCAGAUACGGCCGGUCCAGCUCGGGUUCCCGCGACUCCCCCAUUGCGCCCUCCCGCUCCGACCAGCCCAGCUGGCGCUCCGCCGCCGCCGCGUCUCCCCCGCCCGGGGGGCCAGGCGCGGCGGGAACAGGCGGAGGGGGAAGCACAGGAUGGGGGGACAGCGCGGAGGGCGGUAGAUCUGGGGGCGGCGCAGCUCCGGGCGGAGCGUGGGGGCGUGGCGGACCGGGGAAAAGCGACAACCCGUGGGGAAGGGGAGGUGGCGCAGCCGGCGGAGUUGGCGGGGCCCGCGGCGGAAACCCCUGGCACACGGGAGGAGGCGGGGUGGGGGUAUUGACAGGCGCGUGGCAGCAGCCGCUGCAGCACCUGCAGCAAACACCGCAGCAGCAGCCGCAGCCAGAUCUAGGGCAAGCGGGAAAGGCCGCGGGAAAGGGGGUUGGCACGGGCGCGCUUGUCACUGCAGGGGAGAGCGCGAAUGGGGGAAGCGCAAACGGGGGAAGCGCGGGCGGUGCGCGCGCGGGGGGCCGGGAGUGGAUGGUGGCGAUGAGCGCGUGCCUGAUAGGGCAUCUGGUGGAGGUGCAACUGGUGCAGGGCGACUCGUACUGCGGCAUCUUCCAUGCUGCUAACGAGGAAGACUUUGGCGUGGUGCUCAAGUUGGCGCGGCUGGUGCGGCAGGGGACAGGUGCGCAGAGCACAGAGACGGCUGCAGUGAGGGAAGCUGCCAGGAAGCCUCCGUUGAAGACGCUGGUUGUGCCUGCUGCUGACCUGGUGCAGCUGAUUGCCAAGGACCUCCCUCUAUUCGGCUCUGACCUCAUGGCGUCCUCCUUGGCGCCCAACGGGGAGAUCAUAACGGACAGCAGCAUCGGCAGCAUGGUUACUACACGCGGCAGCUGGGGGCCUGCAGGCACAGGGGCAGGAGGAGGGGAGGGGCGCGAGUUGCAGCGGUGGGCGCCGGAUGGAGUGGAGGAGGGGAUGGGGUUGGAUGAAGACACCUUCAGAAGCAGCUCCAGGGCGUGGGACCAGUUUGAGGCGAACCGCAAGUUGUUUGGCGUGGAGACGUCGUUCGACGAGGCGAUCUACACGACACCGCUGGUGCGGCCGUCCCGCGAGCUGCAGGCCCAUGCGGAGAGGAUCGCACGGGAGAUCGAGUCGGCGCCCACCAGGAACAUGCACAUCGCAGAGGAACGCGGCUUUCACCUGCGCAACGCAGCGCGCACGCUAGCAUCCGCUGUCAAGGCAGCCAUCUCCGGUGGUGACUCCCCUGCUGCCGCUGCUGCUACUGCUGCCGCUGGUGCGGUGGCGGUGGGUGCUGCAGACAGCGCGUGGGACGAUGACGACAUGGACGAGGAGACCAAGUACUCCUCCGUUAUCCGCACUGCAGCCGACCUGGACAGCGGAAUGGAAGAUGAAAUGGACGAAGCGAACGAUGAGACGUUUGGUGAUGCACCCAUGCAUGCCACUUCGGAUAAGGCGCCCCCCCUGCUACCAACCCCGGGCGUGCCGUCCGAAUCAGCUGGUAAAGGCGCUCCAGACAAGGGCGAGAAACAGACAGAAUCUGCCGCCCCAGCUGCUGCGGGUGGCACUGGUGGUGGGAGCAUAGGAGAGGAGGUGGAGAGUGGAGAGAAGGCCAAGGGGGAAAGCGUUGGAACGGAGGAGACGAAGGGGGGUGGGGAAGCAGAGGGGGGAACGGGGAAAGGGGAAGGGGCAAAGGGAGCAGAGGAUGGGAAGGGGGAGGGGAAGGAGGGGAAAGGAGAGAGGGAAGGGAAGGAGGGAAGGGAAGGGAAGGAAAGGAAGGAGGGGAAGGAAGCAAAGGAUGGGAAGGCAGUGGGUGCGUCGCGGUCGUCAUCGGCGUCGUCCACCUCGUCUGCCAGCGGUGCUGCUCUCUCCGCUGCUGACCUCCCCGCCAUCCCCUCGCACCCGCGCCUGCGCAUGCAUCCCAGGCGGCUGGUCAAGGCUGCAUCUGGCGGUCUCUUCCAGGUGCACGGCAGCCCCUCCCGGCGCUCCCCUCUCAUGUCCCCGCUAUUGAGCGAUGCGCCCGCUAACCUGCAAGCGCUGAACCUGGACCAGAGCGUGCCACACCUGUCGGAUGAUGUGUACAGGGAGUUUCAGGAGUUCAAGCAGCGAAGCCAGCGCAUGCGGGACGAGGCGGAGGGGGUGCGGUCCUGCAGCGACCUGCUGGGCAAGCAGUUUGAUUCUCGCUCGCCUGUUUCCUCCUGUCGCUCGUCUGGUCGCAACACCCCAACCUACCUGGAGAGCUCCCACUCCUCCCCCGACCUCAAGCCCUUCCUCGCCUCUGCCGCCUCGGCUCUCCUCCGCUCCUCCUCCUCCACUGCCGUCUCUGCUGCUGUUGCUCCCUCCACCUCCUAUCGCUCUCCUUCCCCGUCCAACCUGGCGCGUUCCCAGUCACAUUCGGUAGACCCUGCCACGUCAACGCCAGCUGGUUCCUCAGCAGCCAAGGCUUUGGUACCGAAGGUAUUGUCUGUAGAAGCUGCAGCAGAGGUGGUGGCAGCAGCUGCAGUUCCGGGCGAAGAGAAAAAGAAGGAAGGGAAGACAUUAAAUGCUGGAGAAACCGCAGCAGGAGGAGGAGAAGGGAAUGUAACAGCAGCGGCAGCUGCUGCAAGUGCUGAUGUGAUUGGAGAAGCAGGAGCGGCAGGGACGCUGGCAGAGGGUGCGGAAAAAUCAGUGGAGGGUGCAGGAGGAGGCGCCAGUAAGGCACCUGCUGCAGCAGCUGCUAAGAAGUCCACCCUCAACCCCAACGCCAAGGAGUUCAAGUUCAACCCCAACGCCAAGGUCUUCACCCCCACCUUUUCUAUGCCAGCUUCCGCCCCUCCUCCCCUCCCCCCGCCCUUCAUCCCCGCCUAUCCCUCCGCCCUCCCCCUCCAGCCGCGCCCAGACCACCCCUUCCCCUUCCAACCCCUCCCUGGCGCACCCCCCUCCGCCCCUGGUGCCCCCAUCCCCUUCCCCGCUCCUCUCUACCUCCCCUCCGCUCUCCCUCCCCCUCCCCCGCCAUGUCUUCCCCCAUCCCCCCCCAACUCACUCCUGGCGGCCCCACCCCCCCUGCCUCCGCGCUCCCCCUCCCCCUGCCUUCCCCCGGUUCCGCUGUUGGGGGAGCAGCAGCGGGGGGGGGACAGGGGGCCUUAUCCCCAUCCCUGUUUCGGUGCCAGGUGGCAUGCCACCAUUGGCUCAGCAGCAGCAGCAGCAGCAACCUCUGUUGCCACAGCAAGGGUAUGGAGGGGGGGGAGUGGGGGGAUGGAAGGGGGGAAGCAAGGGGAGGAUGGUAGUGGUUCUGGGGACGUUGGGGGGAGGCAGGGGCAAGAUGAGGGGCAAGGAGCGGGGAUUGCAGGGCAAGGGCGGGGACAGAACCAGAACCAGAACCAGAACCAGAACCAGAACCAGAACCAGGGUUAUAAUCAUCAAUAUCAUCAGCAACAGCAGCAGCAGCAGCAGCAGCUUCAGGCUCACGUGCCAAGGUCGGGGCACCAGCGGCGGCAGAAGCAGCAGCAGCAGGACAGGCAGCAGCGGCACCGGCAGGGGCCGCAGGGGGAUGGUGGGGAACACAACCAGCAGCCCAUGCAGCCUCACCAGCAACACCAGCAGCAAGUGCAAUUCGGGCAGCAGCAGCAGCAGCAGCAUCAGCAGCAUCAGCAGCAGCAGCAGCAGCAGCAGCAGCAGCAGCAGGGUCAGCAAGAUGGCAGUUUUCACGAUCAAAAUGACUUGAACAAGUGGCAGCCGCAGCAGCAGCCACCAGCAGCAUUCAUGCCCAUGCCGCCUCAAGGCAUGCCGCCCCAAGGCAUGCUCCCGCCCGGCAUGUCCCCGGGCAUGCGCCCCUUCCUGCCUGCAGCUCACGGCGGCCAACCCAUGCCUGGGCCCAUGCCCCAAGGCAUGCCGCAAGGCAUGGCAGGAGGCAUGCCCAUGAUGUUCACCCCGCAAGGCUUCCCCCAGCCCAUGAUGUAUGGGCAGCACGGGCAGCUCGUGUACAUGCCCAUGCCGCAGAUGAUGCCAGCUCCUAUGAUGAUGCCACCUCAGCAGCAACAGGACCAGUCACAGCAGCAGCAGCAGCAGCAGCAGCAGCAGCAGCAGGGGGAGGGCUCACAACAAACCACCACAGACCAGCAACAAGCACAACAGCAGCAAGAGGCAGGCCAGCAGCAGCAGCAGGGAGCACCGCUGCCAGGAAUGCCAGCACAGCAGAAGGGGCCUGCCCAGAUGUACCCCAUGGGAAUGCCUCGAGGUCCGGUGAUGCUGCCCCCGCCACAUUUCUUCCACCGCCCACCCAUGGUUCCUAUGCACAGCAUGCCGCCCGCCCACAUGCCCAUGCCGCCCCACCCGGGCUCAUCACCCCCAGUCAUGAGCAGCCCCCAGCCGCCUGCCUCCAUGCCUCCCACCCGGUGAGGCAGAGGGGAGAGGGGGGAGGGGGAGUGGAGAGGGGAGGAUUGUGGACUUCAUUUUGAGGUUCGCCCCAAGGCAUGCCUAUCCCGCCCCACCCGGGCUCAUCACUCCCAGUCAUGAGCAGCCCCCAGCCGCCUGCCUCCAUGGCCCCCACCGGGUGAGGCAGAGGGGGGAGGGGGGAGGGGGAGGGGAGAAUAUCUGGCUGUGUUUUGAGGUUCGCCUCAAGGCAUGCCCAUGCCGCCUCACCCGGGCUCAUCACCCCCUGUCAUGAGCAGGUCCCAGCCACCUGCCUCUGUCGAUGCCUCCAUGCCUCCUGGCCGGUGAGGCAGAUCGGGAAGGGGAGGAUGGCUGGCUUCAUAGUGAGGUGCCUGCAUAGCAUACUUCGACUGGACACGCUUCAUUUGGCCGCCCCAUCCUACAAUCUCCAUGCACACCCGGUCAAAAAAAUUAAGCGUUAGCGUUUCGUAUAUCACCUCAUCCACUAGCUCCGGGCACACCCAGUCGUGAGCAGCAGUCCCCAUGCCCCUGCAGUCAUGCCUCCCAUGCGAUGGCCUUGAAAGUGCCUUGGAGAAUGUGCUCCUUGGUAUUUGUUGGGCAUUAGAGGAUUCGGGUGGUACUUGGGGACCGUGAUGACUCCUUUUUAUGAGGUCUGUCAAAAGUUUUGAUACGUUGCUGAUGGCAGCUUCUGGCAUCGGAAUGGCAUCAGAUC